AUGACCAAGAAAAUCCGCGGGUGGAAGAAUGCCGAAGACAAAUGCUUCAUGCCAAGCUACGAAGACAAGGAUUUACAAGGCGCCACACAUAAACAGAUCCAGCAGGAAUACUAUGAGUACAAGGAGUCCAACGGUAUCGCUCCGGGACUUGACACUGGUGUGUCUCUGGUUGUCGAUUCAGUUGCCAUGGACUCUAUGGCAACCGACCUGCCGUGGGUGUAUGUAUUGGAUGUAUCGUUUGAUCAUGGAAGUCAGGUCGAAGAAGGAGAAUAUCCAGGCUACUUCCGAGUUGCUCUGGAGUCACUUCUAAUGGAUCUUUACCCGCUGCUCGAAAUUAUGCCGUUCCACGAACUUUAG
This is a messenger RNA of Penicillium roqueforti, 357 nucleotides long. RefSeq lists its product as uncharacterized. NCBI's taxonomy places the organism in Eukaryota, Fungi, Ascomycota, Eurotiomycetes, Eurotiales, Aspergillaceae. Bases 1 to 357 code for a protein of 118 amino acids. The record is from RefSeq and is a predicted model, not a curated record. The transcript has 2 exons.